AUGCGAGUGUUCAACUUUCUGGCGGUAUUGCCCAUGGUCCUUGCGAACCCUUUGAUUCAGAAGCGUACGACAGCAUGCAACAACUCUCCUGAUCUAUGCUCCAAGUCCUAUGGAGAAAUCACACAUCUCGGUGCCCACGACAGUCCUUUCGUGCGUGACGACAGUACCGGCAACUCGAUAGCGGCCAACCAGUACUACGACACUCCAACGCAGCUAUCAGCCGGUGUUCGAUUGGUAACAGCCCAAGUCCACAAGAGCAAUUCACAAUGGCGUUUAUGUCAUUCCAAUUGCGACCUGCUCGAUGCGGGGCUGCUGAGCGAUUGGCUGAAGAAGAUCAAGACGUGGCUGGAUGAGAAUCCAAACGAAGUGAUCACUAUUCUACUAGUCAACUCCGACGACGCCUCAGCCUCCGAUCUCAACACCGAAUUCACAACAGCCAACAUCACCGACUAUGCCUACAAGCCAACCACCCCGGGCACUGCCCCAACUACUUGGCCAACCCUACAAUCCAUGAUUGAUGACGGCAAGCGACUAGUCGUCUUUGUGGCCUCCCUUGACACCAGUGCCAGCUACCCCUACCUAAUGGACGAAUGGAGCUACAUCUGGGAAAAUCCAUACGACGUCAGCUCCGCGUCAAACUUCUCAUGCUUGCCGGACCGACCGUCGGCAUACAAAGACAACAGCGCAUCGGCACUAGCAGCGAACCUCCUCCCACUGAUGAACCACUUCCUUUACUCGAGCAACCUCGCCAUCAUAGACGUGGAGUACCCGAACGCCAGCUAUGUCGGUACGACAAACGGUGCGUCCGGCGGAACGGGCAACCUCGGUACUUCGGCUACAGAAUGCAAGAAGGCGUGGAAUGGGCGACAGCCAAGCUAUAUCAUGGUGGACUUCUUCAACCGCGGACCAGCGAUUGAUACCGUCGAUAAGUUGAAUAAUGUUACCAAUCCCGUUGGCCGUAAGUCUGUUUCUACUUCGGCGGAUGCGACCAGCGAUGCCUCCUCGACGAGUAAUGUGCUCAAGGCGCUGGUUGAGCUGGCAGAUUCAGCCAGGUCAGGCACGUCGGUGUCUAUGGGGAACUGGAUUUGGACUGGUGGGAACUGGGGAAAUCUUCUUGGUGGAGGAAUUUCUUUCUGA
This is a messenger RNA of Penicillium coprophilum, 1137 nucleotides long. RefSeq lists its product as uncharacterized. Lineage: Eukaryota; Fungi; Ascomycota; Eurotiomycetes; Eurotiales; Aspergillaceae. Gene Ontology annotation, biological process: lipid metabolic process. The coding region runs from base 1 to 1137 and encodes 378 amino acids. The record is from RefSeq and is a predicted model, not a curated record. The transcript is spliced from 3 exons. Gene Ontology annotation, molecular function: phosphoric diester hydrolase activity.